GGGCGGAUGAGGUGGGGGCCUGACCGGAGCUCGGCGCAGGCGCAGUGGGCGCCGGUCCAGCCGGGCGCAGGCGCAGUGGGCGCGAGCGGCGGCGGCAGCCAUGGACGACGAGGAGGAGACUUACCGGCUAUGGAAGAUCCGCAAGACCAUCAUGCAGCUGUGCCACGACCGUGGCUACCUGGUGACGCAGGAUGAGCUGGACCAGACGCUGGAGGAGUUCAAGGCCCAGUUCGGGGACAAGCCGAGUGAGGGGCGGCCGCGGCGCACGGACCUCACCGUGCUGGUGGCCCACAAUGACGACCCCACCGACCAGAUGUUCGUCUUCUUCCCGGAGGAGCCCAAGGUGGGCAUCAAGACCAUCAAGGUGUACUGCCAGCGCAUGCAGGAGGAGAACAUCACCCGGGCCCUCAUCGUGGUGCAGCAGGGCAUGACGCCCUCCGCCAAGCAGUCCCUGGUCGACAUGGCCCCCAAGUACAUACUGGAACAGUUUUUGCAGCAGGAGCUGCUCAUCAACAUCACGGAGCACGAGCUGGUCCCGGAGCACGUCGUCAUGACCAAGGAGGAGGUGACGGAGCUGCUGGCCCGGUAUAAGCUGCGCGAGAACCAGCUGCCCAGGAUCCAGGCCGGAGACCCUGUGGCGCGCUACUUCGGGAUAAAGCGAGGGCAGGUGGUGAAGAUCAUUCGGCCCAGCGAGACAGCGGGCAGGUACAUCACCUACCGGCUGGUGCAGUAGCCGCCGCCCGCCGCCAGCGCCUGGGAGACGGACACGCCCUGACCACCCUGCCCGGCAGUGGGCGAGGGGGCCGCCUGCCCUGUGGGACCCACUCUCCUGAAGGCCUUGCCGCUGCUCCUCCAGACCCCAUGGCGGAGUUGCCUUUCCUGAGCUGAGGUCCUUGUGGCCUCGCCUGGACGCUGAGCCACCUCGGAUUCCGUGUGACGAGCGUCUGGAGGGGACAGGAUGCCAAGGGGAUGGUGACAAACAGUCCCAGCUCCUUCCCCCCGCUCUGAGCGCCCCGAGUGGGCCCUGGCUCCCAUCUCUGGUCAGCCCUGCUGUCGCCGUGUCCCCUCAAGGCGGCCCUGCCACGUCUGUGUGAGCCUUGAGGGCAGCGGGGGCGGGAUUAAACCUCAUCUGGGUUUUCAGUUAGGAUUGAUUGCUGCGUGUUUUAAAAAAUUAAACGUAUUUUGAGUAAACAAA
This is a messenger RNA of Equus quagga, 1195 nucleotides long. It is a transcript of the gene POLR2E, whose product is annotated as RNA polymerase II, I and III subunit E. The record is from RefSeq and is a predicted model, not a curated record. Gene Ontology annotation, cellular component: RNA polymerase III complex; RNA polymerase I complex; RNA polymerase II, core complex. NCBI's taxonomy places the organism in Eukaryota, Metazoa, Chordata, Mammalia, Perissodactyla, Equidae. Bases 101 to 733 code for a protein of 210 amino acids. The transcript is spliced from 8 exons. Gene Ontology annotation, biological process: DNA-templated transcription. Gene Ontology annotation, molecular function: DNA-directed RNA polymerase activity; DNA binding.